Molecule: messenger RNA, 1860 nt
Organism: Drosophila kikkawai
Lineage: Eukaryota; Metazoa; Arthropoda; Insecta; Diptera; Drosophilidae
Product: brachyurin-like
Biological process (GO): proteolysis
Molecular function (GO): serine-type endopeptidase activity
Source: RefSeq, a predicted model, not a curated record
AUGAAAGGACAUCUAAUCUUUGGUAUACUUCUCCUCGGAGCUCAUUUCGGAUUCUGUUCUCCGAAUAAACAUCCAAGAAUUAUCAAUGGCACCUUGGCUGUGCCCAAGCAAUUUCCCUAUCAAGUUUUCUACGAUGUCCUUGAUCUCACCAACCUGCAAAAGCCCAUUGAAUGGGAAUCAUCUUGUGGAGGAACUUUGAUAUCCAAGAGAAUAAUCCUGACGGCAGCUCAUUGUUUAAAUGAACCAGAUAUCUACGCCAUUAAAAUUUACUUUGGGGCUGUGGACAAAUCAAACAAAAGCGAAAUCGGUCAACACCGUUUGGUGGUCAAAAGACAGAAUUUUGUUAUUCAUCAGGAAUAUGACACAGUUUACCAUUACAAUGAUAUUGCCCUCAUAAGACUUCCCGUAGACGUGGCCUUCGAUGAGUACAUAAAACCAGCCAAGUUGCCCCAACCAGGUGAAGUUUACCCAAGUGAAGCAAUUGUCUCUGGUUGGGGACUCGUUGAAGUUAUAGUUAAUGGCAACUUUGUUGGAGGGGAUAAAUUGAAGUACUUCGAUAUUUCCAUUCUGCCACAUGAUGAAUGCAAGGAGUGGUUUAAGCAUGCCGUUCCGAUACUUUCCUCCUCACAGAUUUGUAUUGCUCCAAGUGAGAACAUGCCAUGCAAAGGAGACUCGGGAGGACCUCUAGCUGUCCGGCAUGAAGAUGACUUUGUAGUACUGGGCAUUACGUCUUUGGGCCACACACGUUACUGUACAAUCAAUCAUCCGUCUUUGUAUACAAGGGUCGUUUCGUUUUUGAAUUGGAUCCAUGAAAACGCCGGUGCUCACAAUCUGGAUGCCAAAGACUUGGACCUGGACUUGGAUUUGGACUUGGACUUGGACCUGGAGCUGGAGCUAGGCCAGAGAGACUGGUCGCCACUCACUCGACACAGAAUCAAAAUUGACAUGAGAGGACAACUAAUCUUUGGUUUACUUCUCCUCGGAGCUCAUUUCGGAUUUUCUUUUCUAAAUGAACAUGGAAGAAUUAUCAAUGGUAACUUGGCUGUGGCCAAGCAAUUUCCCUAUCAAGUUUAUUACGAUGUUCUUGAUCUCACCAAUCUGGAAGAGCCCAUUGAAUGGCAACCAUCUUGUGGAGGAACUUUGAUAUCCAAGAGAAUAAUCCUGACGGCAGCUCAUUGUUUCAGACACCCAAACAUCUACGCUAUUAAAAUAUACUUUGGGGCUGUGGACAAAUCAAACGCAAGCGAAAUCGGUCAACACCGACUGGCGGUCAAAAGAGAGAAUGUUGUUGUUCAUCAGGAAUAUGAUGAUAACGCUUAUAACGAUAUUGCACUUAUUAAACUUCCCAUAGACGUGGCCUUUGAUGAGUACAUAAAACCAGCCAAGUUGCCUCAACCUGGUAUAAGCUAUCCAAGUGAAGCAAUUGCCUCUGGUUGGGGAAUCAAUAAGGUUUCAGAUGAUAACAAACCAAGUAGAGACUCGAAAUUGAGGUAUUUCCAAUUUCAAAUUUUAUCACAUGCUGAAUGUAAGAAGUGGAAAGUGCAAGAUUUCCUUGUAUCCUCAAGAAUUUGCCUCGCACCAUCUCAGAACGCACCGUGCAAUGGAGAUUCAGGAGGGCCGCUUAUUGUUAGCCAUAAUGGGGACAGUGUCCUGCUUGGUGUAACCUCCUAUGGCUAUACUGGAAAGUGUACAGAUGAAUUUCCUGACGUAUAUACCAGGGUAGCUUCAUAUCUGGAUUGGAUUCAUGAAAAUGCAGGUGCUAACAAUUUGGAUGAGUAAAGAAAUGUUUAUCAAAAUAUCCUUUGAAUAAAAAUUUUAUAAUUCAAAUUUAUCCAAAUAAAUUAUGAUACUUUCCCAAUA